UACUUCUACAUGACUGUACAAGGCACGGUCUUAAGACAUGCUGCUUUCAGUGCAGAAAUCAGUGCUGCAAAAAUUAACAUGAAUAGCACUUGCCAGGCAAGCUCUGCCUAUCUGCAACCUCUGUGGAACAGCGUAAAGAACAAUGAAAACUUGCUGAAAUCCUGUUUAUUCCCUACUGUUUUCUCUUUUUCAGUUAACUUUGUUUUGUGCCUCCCAUUCUUUCUGCUUGAUAUGCUUGGACCUUGCUUCUCAUUUUUUCAUCGGUAUAAAAUAUGGAAAGAUGAGCCUUUUAACCUGGAAGUUUGGUGGCUGUGUCUAAAGAAGAUUGUGUGCAACCAUGUAGUCUGCGUCUUCCCAACAUCCAUCCUGUAUGGAUUUAUGAGACCAGCUUAUUUACCGGAUGAAGCACCUUUCCUUCCAAAACUAAUUAUGGAUGUGGUCUUGGGUCUUCUGCUCUUUGACACUUUCUACUUUUUUGCCCAUUUGGGACUUCAUGGAGUACCUUGGUUGUACAGGAAUGUUCAUAGCCUCCACCAUGAACAGAGGAAGCCAUUUGCUUUGACAUCUCAAUACUCCAACAUGCUGGAAAUAAUUUUCCUUCAUUGUUUUGCUUUAAUAGCUACAUAUAUACUGGAUUGCCAUCCACUGACCGAAAUAGUCUUUUUCAUUGUGAAUAUCUGGCUAGCAAUUGAAAACCACUGUGGCUAUAACUUUCCAUGGGCCACACACAGACUGGUACCCCUUGGAAUGUUUGGGGGAGCACCAUUUCAUGACCUUCAUCAUUGGAGGUUAAAAUGCAACUAUGCCCCUUACUUUACUCACUGGGACCGCCUUUUUAACACCCUCAUUGAAUACACUGAAGACAAGCAAAAUUUUGGUAAAACUGGGUACUGAAAUGAACACGUAAAUUUACCUGCAAAAUAAUGGGAAAUGCUUUUUAUAAAAAUUCCAUACCAGUUUGAGUGACAAGAGAAUGGGAGAGAAUACCCUUAGGAAAGUCCCUUUCUCAGCUCAUUAAAGUUAAGUAGAACAUUUUUGUGAUAUGCUGGCACUGUGCUUGGUGCAUUCCCAAGAACAACUGUAUCAUUAUACCUUUCACGUGUUUUGUGAUGGUGUUUAGUGUUUGUGCUUUUAUUAGCAUGCAAGUGAUAAAACUAUGGUCUGUUAUCUAAAGACAUGUUACAACUGAGAGGGGCAGAUAAUAUUUUAGGAUUUAGUGGUGCCUGUUGUCAGGUAAUUUGAAGGAUGCUUGAACAUAAUGAGAAAUCUAGACAGAUGUUGAUUCUUUGGUGAUAUAGACAGAAGUUUUUUUUUUUCUUUUUACUAAGCAUGCACUAAACAGCAAGCUGUACAGAAGAGCAAUGUAAUAUUCUGUUUCAUGUCCAGGGGAAUUAAAUGGGUAUAUGAAGACAGUUUCCUUACUUUAAUCACAUCUUUAAACAAACACCUCAGAAAGAUUCCUGUUCUAAUAUAAAGACGUGCUGCUUUUUUGUAUUUUAUGUAAAUAUAAACAUUUGAUUUAAAUGUUUUUGUAAAUCAUUGUUUAAACUAUAUUAAAUGAAAAUAAUUUGUCGUGUAUAUCUAUUAUGCAAUGUCAGAAUAUGUUAUGUCUUGUCAAGAGAUCCACAUAUGACUUUACUAGGUAUAUAUAUUUUUUAUUUUAUUUUACAUUUAUCUGGAUGGUACACUGAUCACAACUGACCAUUUGUAGGUACUGCCCAGAAGUAUCAUCUGUCUGUCUGUUGCUGUGUUUCAACUAUCAAAGUGUUAGCAAAUUAAUUUUGCUUAUGUAAAUGUGUAGGGCUUACUAGGUGCAUAUGCCUACAUUGGAGGGUAACAUGAGGACAGAGAAAGACAAAAUAGUUUGCAGAUUGUCACAUAGUACUUGCUCUAGAAGCUUUGUGAAAGAAUCCAACAUGGGUUUGUGGGGAGGAUGCUUAAUCAUUUACAACUUAUUAGUUUUCCCUUAUAGGAUAUACUGUUAAGCCAAUUUUUUUUUUGUGAAUAAAAGUUUUUGCAGGUUAAUUUUCUGAACAGGAAACAAACGUGCUGUCAUCAAGAUUAAACAUGGGUUCACAUCAAAGAUUUUUUCAAUCCCUGGAUAGCUGGCAGUAUGUUACCUUUUUAGAUGUUAAUAGUUUGUGAACUAGAAAUCUUCAAAUAUUUAGACUAUUUAAAUAAUAAAGAAAUCAUGACAUUCUUUAUGAAGUGUGAUAGACAUUCAUCUCUACUCUCAUUUAAAAUAUUUCACUACCUUCCACAUUGCACUGCAAAGGAACAUUUUCAAUGGAUUUGAAUUAUGAGAAAUAGACUUUAUCGGCUCUUCCUGAAUUCUCUUCAACUGAUGUCACAAAGGAUCAUUCAAAUAAUGGCACCAAUCUUACACAAACUGAUGAUAAAGUUGUAAUUCAGUGCAGUGCUGAGAAAGAAAAGUACAGGGCACAGCGGAGGCAACAUGCCUUAUUUCAGGAUACCUAGCAAUACAGGAAGCAGCAAUACUGUCCUUUUGGGCAGAGUCAGAUACACAGCCAGCAGGGUUUAGCCUAACAGUGGUCAGAGGUGUUUAAAAGGUCACUGUUUUCUUUUGACCACUGUCUGAAAGUUAUAGCUCAUUCAGAAUAAUAUACAACCAGUUUAACUUAGGCUUCUUUUCAGUGUAUACGUGUGUGUG
Protopterus annectens (West African lungfish) is the source of this 2671-nucleotide messenger RNA. RefSeq names its product cholesterol 25-hydroxylase-like protein. Gene Ontology annotation, biological process: sterol biosynthetic process; cholesterol metabolic process. The record is from RefSeq and is a predicted model, not a curated record. The transcript has a single exon. NCBI's taxonomy places the organism in Eukaryota, Metazoa, Chordata, Ceratodontiformes, Protopteridae. The coding region runs from base 10 to 894 and encodes 294 amino acids. Gene Ontology annotation, molecular function: iron ion binding; steroid hydroxylase activity; C-4 methylsterol oxidase activity.